ACCAUUAGAUUUCACACCCCCCAUUUUCUGAUUUUCAAGUUCCGAAUUAUUUCGAAACCUUAGAUUCCGAAAUUAAUUACUGAUUUGUAAUGCAAAAUACAUGUAACCCCCCACUUUUGAGUGAAAAAAUGCUUCGGAAACCUUAUUUCCGAAAUAUUUCGGAAACUAAAUUUCCGUAAGUGGGGUGACAUUUCUAAUGAGUGGGGUGCCAAAUCUAAUGAUCCUUAUAUGUGCCUCAAAGCCUCAGUUUUCUUGCAUUCCAUAAUUGUUUUUUGCACUCUCUGUUGUUUGUUCCCUUUAUUGGCUUGAUAAACUAUACUGAUAUAGCUCUAUGGAGGUGGCCAAGCUAUUAGCAUUUUUGGCACUUUUUGCCCUUUGUUUGCAUUUCAUCACCAAAAUUCUCAAACUCAGAAACCAUACAAACCUGCACCAUCUUCCUCCUGGAACUUCAGGAUGGCCUAUAGUUGGAGAAACCUUUGAGUUCUUAAGAAAAAGUCUUGAGGGAAGCCCAUCAAGGUUCAUAAAGGAGAGAAUGGACAAACAUGACUCAAGGGUGUUCAAGACAUCAAUGCUUGGAGAACAUAUUGCUGUGUUUUGUGGGCCAGCUGGGCACAAGUUCUUGUUCAGCAAUGAGAACAAGAAUGUCCAAGUUUGGUGGCCAAGCUCAGUGAAGAAGCUCUUAAGGCAAUCUCUGGUUAAUAAGGUUGGUGAUGAAGCCAAGAUGACAAGAAAGUUGCUCUUGAGCUUUCUCAAUGCAGAAACACUCAGAAAUUUCUUGCCUAAAAUGGACAGCAUUGCUCAGCAACAUAUAAAGACUCACUGGGAGGGGAAGGUGGAGGUGCUUGUGUAUCCCAUAAUACAGCUAUACGCAUUUGAAUUGGCAUGUUGCUUAUUUUUAAGCACUGAAGACUCUAGCCAGGUAUCAAAUCUAUCUUCACUAUUUGAUGAAUUUCUGAAAGGGAUCAUUGGAUUCUCCAUUAACUUGCCUGGAACAAGGUUUCAUCGUGCAAUGAAAGCUGCGGGUGCAAUAACCAAAGAGAUCAAAAUGAUGGUUAAGAACAGGAGAGUGGAUUUGGAAGAAAAGAAAGUGUCACCUACCCAAGACCUUUUAUCACAUUUGCUUGUUACAUCUAAAACCAAUGGAAGGUUUUUGUCUGAAAUGGAGAUUAUUGAUAACAUACUACUGCUGCUUUUUGCUGGCCAUGAUACUUCUAGAUCAGUGUUAUCAUCAGUCAUGAAGUAUCUUGGACAGUUACCUGAAGUUUAUGAACAUGUCUUGAAAGAACAACUUGAAAUCAGUCAAGGGAAAGAGGAAGGGGAGUUGUUGCAAUGGGAGGAUGUUCAGAAAAUGAAGUACACUUGGAAUGUUGUGUCUGAAGUUAUGAGGCUGUCACCACCUGUGAGUGGUGCUUACAGAGAAGCCUUAAAGGAUUUCACCUAUGCUGAUUAUGACAUCCCUAAAGGGUGGAAGUUGCAUUGGAGCACUGGUUCAUCACACAAGGAUCCUACACUUUUCUCGAACCCUGAAACUUUUGAUCCUUCAAGGUUUGAAGGAGAAGGGCCUACACCCUAUUCAUAUGUUCCAUUUGGAGGAGGACCUAGAAUGUGUUUGGGGCAAGAGUUUGCUAGGCUAGAGAUACUUGUGUUUAUGCAUAACAUAGUCAAACGUUUCAAGUGGGAUUUAGUGUUUCCUAAUGAGAAGUUCAAAUAUGAUCCCAUGCUGGAACCAGAAAAAGGACUCCCAAUUAAACUUAAGCCUUCACAUUUCUAGCCUAAUAGUAUAAUACCUUCUCCAUACACAUAAUGCAUUGAUUAGAAGCUUUUAAAUUUCAAAGUUGUAAAGACUCUCAUCUUAUUAGGUAUUUGGUUUCUUAUCAUGUACUAUAUAUGCAUAGCUUUGUACUCUGAUAUUAAUUAAUGCAAAACACAAAUUCAAUAUUCU
Molecule: messenger RNA, 1942 nt
Organism: Lotus japonicus
Lineage: Eukaryota; Viridiplantae; Streptophyta; Magnoliopsida; Fabales; Fabaceae
Product: beta-amyrin 28-monooxygenase-like
Exons: 4
Coding region: 332-1771 (479 amino acids)
Biological process (GO): sterol metabolic process
Molecular function (GO): oxidoreductase activity, acting on paired donors, with incorporation or reduction of molecular oxygen; monooxygenase activity; heme binding
Source: RefSeq, a predicted model, not a curated record